This is a messenger RNA of Cyphellophora europaea CBS 101466, 468 nucleotides long. RefSeq lists its product as uncharacterized. The record is from RefSeq and is a predicted model, not a curated record. The coding region runs from base 1 to 468 and encodes 155 amino acids. The transcript has 4 exons. Gene Ontology annotation, cellular component: endoplasmic reticulum; nuclear envelope; membrane. Gene Ontology annotation, molecular function: glutathione transferase activity; glutathione peroxidase activity. NCBI's taxonomy places the organism in Eukaryota, Fungi, Ascomycota, Eurotiomycetes, Chaetothyriales, Cyphellophoraceae.
AUGGCAUCAACAACAAUCAUCCUGCCAGCCGACUACGGCUAUGUCGUUCUUGUUGCUCUGGGUGCAAUUCCCGUGCUGGCCUUUGGUCAGGGCAUGGUGGUCUCAACCAAAAGAAAAGCAGCUAAGGUGCCAUAUCCCAACUACGAAGCUUCAAUCCAGCAAGUCAAAGAGUCGCGCGACGCCUACGUCUUCAACGCCGCCCAACGCGCACACGGCAAUCUGCUGGAGAAUAUGUCCCAGACUGUGCUCAUGAUGCUGGUUGGUGGCCUAGCCUAUCCCAGGCUGGCGGCAGCGAUGGGCGCAGGCUGGGUGUUGUGCCGGGCACUCUUCGCCUAUGGCUACGUUACCAGCACGAAGCCGCACGGCAAGGGCCGAUAUUUGGGCGGUGCUUUUUGGCUGUUUCAGGCAGGGUUCUGGGGUCUGAGCUGCGCUGUGGGUUUCAAGCUCUUGAACGGCAGCUUGAUUUGA